UUAUUUUGUAAAUAAACACUCUUGACUUCUUAAAAUUGCAGAUUGGAAACAGAAAAAUCUGAAAAUUUGUUCCUUCAAUUUUUCUCUUGAAGCCAAAAUUCUAAUUCAAAUUUGUAAAAAAUGGUAGUUGAAGAGAGGAGAGUUCAUCCCGAUUGUAUAAAUGCAUCUAAUCCUUAUCAUGAGUGUGUUGAAUUCUGCUUCAUCAAAAUUGCUGAAUCUAAAGCUCGAACCGAAAAACUCGACCAGGUUGUUGAAGAUAAAAACCGGAGCAUUCAAUCUACUGCACUUGCUUCUAAGAAGCAAGUUGAGGAGCAGCAGCAUGAGGAAAGACGGGAGCUUGGCCGACAGUCGGAUGGUGAUGAUGGCGGCGACGGUGACGAUUCCCCAGUCCAGGAGAAUGUACAAGACCUAUCAGAACUUACUGGCAGGCAGAAGAAAUUGUUUGAGUUGAGGCUAAAGAUGAACGAGGCUAGAAAGGCAAAUCAAACGGCAAUGGUAGCUGAAAAGAAGAAAAUGGAACCCCCGCAGGAAACGAGGGGUAUAUCCAAACAAAAAUGGCUUGACGAGAGGAAGAAGAAGAUUGGCAAACUUUUAGAUGCUAAUGGUUUGGAGAUGUCAAAUGCAUAUAUGCUGGACACCCAAGAGGCAGCAGAGGCAAAAUAUAAGAAAUGGGAAAAGGAGCCUGCACCAUAUAGUUGGGACGUAUUCAAUCAGAGGACACUAUACAAGGCUUUUAAGAAAAGGUCAAAGAACAUUAAGAUUGACCUAGAAGAGUAUAACAAAAUGAAAGAAGCUGAUCCCGAGUUCUACCGAGAAGCCUCGAGUCUCCAAUAUGGAAAGGCACCAAAGGUCUCUGAAGAAAACAUUGACAGGAUGGUACAGGAACUUAAGGAUCGGGAAGAGAAACGCAAGUCAUUUAGUCGAAGGAGGAAAUUUCAUGAAGACAAGGAUAUUGACUCAAUCAAUGACCGUAAUGAACAUUUCAACAAGAAGAUCGAACGAGCUUUUGGUAAAUACACUCUGGAGAUUAAGAAUAAUCUUGAGCGAGGAACUGCUUUGCCUGACUAAGGAAUGUGCUUAUUGCUUGAUCAAGAGGGUAUAGCCGGAGGAUCGAAAUUUUAAUGCUCUACUGGUUUCUGCAAAUCUGUAGUUGUUGCAGGUUCAGUGUAGUACGACAUUAUUGCAGAUUGGGUUAUGGUUGAUUUGAGUAGUUGUUUUUAGAAUCCAUACUGAAGUUUGUUUAGUUUAACAAAAAGCAGUUGGAAUUUUGAGUUACCGAAAUUAUCUUCAAUUGUAUAUCUUCUACAUGCCCGUUUGCUUUUCCCAAGUUUAUCAUGAAGUUACUAGUUUUGAAAUGUAGAACCAUAAUUAUUUCACUAAUGUUUGUUGAACUUUACUACUGAGCUUUUGUCAUUGGCUUGGUAUCUUCUGAAA
This is a messenger RNA of Mercurialis annua (annual mercury), 1434 nucleotides long. RefSeq lists its product as uncharacterized. Gene Ontology annotation, cellular component: post-mRNA release spliceosomal complex; Prp19 complex; catalytic step 2 spliceosome. The transcript is spliced from 6 exons. The record is from RefSeq and is a predicted model, not a curated record. Bases 121 to 1068 code for a protein of 315 amino acids. NCBI's taxonomy places the organism in Eukaryota, Viridiplantae, Streptophyta, Magnoliopsida, Malpighiales, Euphorbiaceae.